CGUGUGGCGUCAGACGCAGGGCAGUUUCCAGCAAAGAUACUGGAGCUUUGGUUUCCAGGAAGUGCCGGGUUGCAGCCAUGGCGAUGCAACUGCAGAGGAGCAUUGUUGCUCAGACCAAGCGACACACCGCCUCUCUCAUCUUCCUUCACGGCUCAGGUGAUACGGGGCAAGGUGUAAGAGCGUGGAUUAAAAGUGUAUUGGAACAAGACUUGACCUUUCAACAUAUACGAAUAAUUUAUCCAACAGCACCAGCAAGAUCAUACACCCCAAUGAAUAGAAUGCUAUCAAAUACGUGGUUCGACAGGUACAAAAUCAGCUUUAACAGCCCAGAACAUCUUGAAUCCAUGGACUCAAUGUCCAGUGUACUGGGUGGGUUGAUAGAUGAAGAGGUCAGAGCUGGAAUUGCAAAGGACAGGAUAAUCUUAGGAGGAUUUUCAAUGGGUGGGGCGAUGGCAAUGCACUUGGCCUAUAGAUUUCACCCACAAGUAGCAGGAGUAUUUGCUUUAUCUUCUUUCUUGAAUAAGAAUUCUGUUGUCUACCAGGUUAUACAGAAUGCUAAAUUGCCAAUGCCUGAAUUGUUCCAAAGUCAUGGAGACAAUGACCAACUCGUUUUAUAUGAGUGGGGUAAAGAGACCUGUGAAACUCUACAUUCACUGGGAGUGAAAACCACUUUUAAUACUUUUCCUAAUCUCCAGCAUGAACUUUGCAAGCCAGAGCUGGAACAGCUGAAGUCAUGGAUUUUACAUAAGCUGCCUGAUAAUGAACAAUAAUACUAUUCAUUCUGAAUAAAAUAGUACUAAAUGUACAUUUAUUUUGUGAACCAUGCAUCGGGGAUGAAAAUAUGUCAGAAGACACCAGUGAGAACUGUGUGAGUAAGGCAAAAAAGAAUCACCAUGAACUAUUGAGCUAAUGUAGUACUUUUCCUGAAUUGCAUUACAGACUUAUUCUGAUGAAAUGCUCUGAUAUAUGAAGUAGAUUGUCAUUAUCAUUAUGCUCUUAAAAUUACUUACAGAUGAAGCACAACAGUCUGUUUUGCAUGCUCCUAUUCUUUAUUGCAAAUAUUAUUAGCAGACAGCUAUAGUAUUAAAUAUCUACACUUACGUUAAAAGUGGAGCUAUUUGAUCAUUAUUAUACACAUUUCUAUUCCAUCUUUUACUGUCUCCGAUUAAAGCUGAGAAACCUCCAAAAACAGAA
Messenger RNA from Leucoraja erinaceus (little skate), 1194 nucleotides. It is a transcript of the gene lyplal1, whose product is annotated as lysophospholipase like 1. The record is from RefSeq and is a predicted model, not a curated record. NCBI's taxonomy places the organism in Eukaryota, Metazoa, Chordata, Chondrichthyes, Rajiformes, Rajidae. Gene Ontology annotation, cellular component: cytoplasm. The transcript has 5 exons. Gene Ontology annotation, molecular function: carboxylic ester hydrolase activity; palmitoyl-(protein) hydrolase activity. Bases 78 to 770 code for a protein of 230 amino acids. Gene Ontology annotation, biological process: protein depalmitoylation.